AUGAGAGAAAGCUCAGUGUAUAUAAAAAGAAGCUCUAGGACCAGGAGACACUAUGGGGACUGCUUAGGAAUCUGCGAUAGCGGGUCUCACCGGAGUGCAACCCUACAUAUAGAGCAAGCCUUCGCACGGGAGGCUUUAAUCCAAUUUCUAGAAGCUGUAUUAGUGAUUUUACCGGAAUUCUAUACAGCCUGGAUUGUUAUAGCUGAGAUAGCCUCUGCUAGUGAGAGAAGCGAGGAAGAAAGAUAG
Molecule: messenger RNA, 246 nt
Organism: Penicillium mononematosum
Lineage: Eukaryota; Fungi; Ascomycota; Eurotiomycetes; Eurotiales; Aspergillaceae
Exons: 3
Coding region: 1-246 (81 amino acids)
Source: RefSeq, a predicted model, not a curated record